Molecule: messenger RNA, 5122 nt
Organism: Gallus gallus (chicken)
Lineage: Eukaryota; Metazoa; Chordata; Aves; Galliformes; Phasianidae
Gene: CDON
Product: cell adhesion associated, oncogene regulated
Biological process (GO): nervous system development; axon guidance; cell-cell adhesion
Cellular component (GO): axon; plasma membrane
Molecular function (GO): protein binding
Source: RefSeq, a predicted model, not a curated record
CUCCCGCGGGGGCCUCCGCCGCUCUCCCCCCGCUGCUCCGGCCCUUGCCGUUGUGGUGCCUGCUGUCCGGGCGCUAUGCAGUCGGCCCCUGCCUGCCUGCAUGCACUGCUUGCUGCCGCCGCGCUCCUCUCCGCCAGCAGCUCAGACUUGACUCCCCGCUUUACUUCCGAGCCCAUCUCUGCCGUCCAGAAGCCCGGUGGCCCCGUGGUGCUGCGCUGCUCCGCAGAGCCCCCGGCAGCGCACAUCUCCUGGCUGCUGGAUGGAGAGCCGCUGGGCAGCGGGCUGCCAGGGGUGGAAAUCCAGCACGGCUCUCUGAGCAUCGCCUCCCUGAGCCUGGAGACGUCCGGCCGCUAUCAGUGCGUGGCCAACAGCAGCGCGGGCGCAGUUCUGAGCAGGGCUGCGGUGGUGUCAAUGGGCAGUUUGGCUCACUUUGGCCCAUCGCUGACCCCCAUCGUUGUGGCAGAGGAAGGAGGAACGGCGCUCAUCGGCUGCGCGGCGCCGCAGAGCAACCCCAGAGCUCAGAUUCGAUUCCGGGUGCGGGGGAAGUGGCUGCAGCAGCCUGCAGAUAAGUACCUCAUUCUCCCGUCGGGAAACCUGCAGAUCUUCAAUGUGUCCAUGGAGGACAGGGGGUCCUACAGGUGUGCUGCCUACAACCCCGUCACUCACGACCUCAGAGUAGAACCCACCGGGAGGAAACUCGUUGUCACACGCUCCUCCACCGCACAGCCCCGCAUUCUGCACCCCCAGCAGCCGCAGGCGCUGUCCGUGCCGCAGCGCAGCCCGCUGACCCUGGAGUGCGUGGCUGCAGGGCUGCCUGCGGCCGCCGUGCGCUGGGAGAGGGACGGCCGGGAUGCGUGCGGGGGGGGGCGCUGGGCACUGCAGCACUCCCACCUGGUGACGGAGGGGCUGCAGCCGGAGGACUCCGGGAACUACUCGUGCGUGGUGGGGGAGGAGGCCUACAUCAAUUACUCGCUCACAGUGCUCGAACCUGCCUCAAUUUCCAAAGGACUGCAAGAUGAGACCGUGGCCGUGGGCACAACGGUGUUACUGCAGUGCACAGCCCACGGGAUCCCUCCUCCAGCGCUCAGCUGGCUGCACAACGCUGCACCCCUCCAUCCGUCCCCGCGGCACUUCCUGCUGGGGAGCAGCCUGCAGAUCCGUGGUGUCACCAUGCAGGACUCCGGGGUGUACCAAUGCAUUGCGGAUAACGGCGUUGGCUUCGCACAGUCGGCUGGGAGGCUCCGUGUGCAGCCAGAAGCUGACCCAAAAGCAGAAGAAAUGGCUCUCACAGAGACUGCCCAAAGCGAUGAGAGCCGCAGCGAUUCCGGUGUGGGAGCGGCAUUUCCCAGCUCACCUCCAGCAAAGCUGCAUUUGGACACGGCUGCAACAGACAAACCGUGGGGCAGCAUUUCCCCCCCCGAGGCGCCCAUCAUCCUCAGCCCCCCGCAGACGCUCAGCCCAGAUGUGUACACGUUGCUGUGGCGCUCGGGGCGGGACGGCGGUUUGCCCAUCAACGCGUACUUUGUGAAGUACCGCAAGCUGGAUGACGGUGUGGGCGCAGCUGGCGGCUGGCACACAGUGCGCGUCCCGGGCAGCGAGAACGAGCUGCGGCUCAGUGAGUUGGAGCCCUCCAGCCUCUACGAAGUGCUGAUGGUGGCCAGGAGCGCUGCCGGCGAAGGCCAGCCUGCCAUGCUGACCUUCCGUACCAGCAAAGAAAGAACGUCGUCCUCAAAGAACACACAGGCUCCGUCUCCACCGGUGGGCAUCCCGAAGCACCCCGUUGUCCAUGAAGGCACCAACAGUUUCGGAGUGGUGCUCCCCGAUGCGUCUCGGCACAGCGGAGUUCCAGAAGCUCCCGACCGCCCCACCAUCUCCACCGCGUCCGAAUCCUCCGUCUACGUCACGUGGAUACCCCGAGCAAACGGGGGCUCCCCCAUCACCGCCUUCAAAGUGGAGUACAGGCGGCUGGGCCGCAGCAGCGACUGGCUGGUGGCAGCCGACAGCAUUUCUCCUUCCAAGCUGUCCGUGGAGGUCCGCAGUUUGGAGCCAGGAGAGCUGUACAAGUUCCGUGUGAUCGCUGUGAACAACUACGGGGAGAGCCCCCGCAGCGCCGCGUCGCGCCCCUACCAGGUCGCAGGCUUCACCCAGCGCUUCUCCAGCCGCCCCAUCGCCGGGCCCCACAUUGCUUACACUGAAGCCAUCAGUGACACUCAGAUCAUGUUGAAGUGGACGUACAUUACGUCAAGCAACAACAACACCCCCAUCCAAGGCUUCUACAUCUAUUAUCGGCCCACCGACAGCGACAACGACAGCGACUACAAGAGGGAUGUUGUGGAAGGCACAAAGCAGUGGCACCUGAUAAAUCACCUGCAGCCAGAAACCUCAUACGACAUAAAAAUGCAGUGCUAUAACGAAGGUGGUGAAAGCGAGUACAGCAACGUGAUGAUCUGCGAGACGAAGGUGAAGCGCAUGCCAGGAGCAUCUGAAUACCCUGCGAAGGAGCUCAGCACCCCUCCCAGCCCCCCCGAGCGGGCAGGGGGCAGCGGGGGCCCCUCGUCCGGCCCGGUGCGCAGCAGCGACAUGCUGUACCUGAUCGUGGGCUGCGUCCUGGGCGUGAUGGUCCUCAUCCUGAUCGUUUUCAUCGCCAUGUGUCUGUGGAAGAACCGCCAGCAGAACGCCAUGCACAAGUAUGACCCUCCCGGCUAUUUGUACCAAGGGGCAGAGAUCAACGGGCAGAUGAUCAAAUACACCACCCUGCCCGGCACGAGCCGCGUCAACGGCAGCGUCCACGGCAGCUUCAUCAGCAGCAGCACUGGCAGCGGCUGCCCGCACCACCACAAAGCGGCCGGGGGGCUCGAUGGGGCCACCAACGGAGGGGUUGGGCUGCACAGCAGCUCCCUGCCCGGCGCACACCUGGACUGUGAGCGUGCCCACCGCAUGGUCAACGGCGGGGGGCUGCAUGCAGCGCUGCCACAGGCGGAACCCCCUGAGUGCAUCAGCUGCAGGAACUGCCGCAACAACAACAGGUGUUUCACCAAAACCAACGGCACUUUCAGCAGCAGCGCGCUGCCCGUCCUGCCCAUCGUCGCACCUUACCAGCAGGACAGCCUGGAGAUGAAACCCCUGAGCCACAUCAUGGUGGCCAUGUGUUUGGCCUCCGGCGUCCCCGAGCACGGUGGGCGGAUGGAGGAGGACAGCACGGAGAUGGCCGAGCAGCCCCCCAGCCCACAGCCCUGCUGCAGGGGCAGCGCCGGGCCGCUCUGCCUGGAGUACACGGAUGGUGACGGCUGUGCGCUCUCGGAAACACCAAACCACGUUCUGAGCUGGAGCCCGCUGGUUCUGCAGCCUGUGCCCAAGGACUGCAGGGACAAAGCAGGCUGGACUGCAACGCUGCGUGGUUCCGGGCAGCUCCCAGUGCAGGAGAGCUGAGGGGAGCGCUGGAGGGACUGAUGGAGGGGCCUUAAUUAUAACAGAGAGAGUCACUAUUUAUUUUUUGUAGUAGUGUCAUAUGAAUGUAUCUUGUUUUUAAAUGGUUGCCUUUUUAUAUUAUUUAUGCCUUGAGAUUCCUUCUUUUCCCACGCACCGUGAAACUAAGCCUGGUUCUGUGUAUAUAAACAAACAAAGAUUCGUAAUAAUAUAAAGAACAACAAUGGGAGACGUGCAGUGUGUGUUCCAUGGAGCGGUGCCGGCAGAGGGGCGCUGCUGAGGAGAGGCUUCAGUGCUGCUUUGGGUGCUUGGGGUGCGCGGUGCUGCAGCGCCCGCCCAGCAGGCAGCGUUGGGUUGGGCCGCUCCGCUGGGAGUGGACAGAAGGGGAUAAGCGCUGCUUGGCUGCAGUGCCGUGCAGGGGGAGGAGGCGCCGCAGCCUUCACUGCAGCGUUGGUUUUUUGGUGGCUUUUUUCUUUUCCUUCCAAAUUUAAUCAGAGUAAACGCGUGCAGCCCGGCUUCAGUGGGGAGGGGCUGAGGGGGGAGCGGAGCGCUGCAGGUGCAGCUCUGAGAGCCAUGCCCACCCAAGGGUCUGCUCCCCGCUGAAUGUCUGCUCUGUGUACGGCAUGGAGGUACAUAUAAUGUGUUCUGUGCUUUAUAAAUAGAGCCCUUAACGAGAACGUGUUGGCUCAGACUGGGCUACCACGCAGGUAGGAUUCUGGUUGAUGCUUUGUACCCAGAGCCUGGCAGUGAUGCUGCGCUGUGUACCGCGGUUUCUCCCCUCUGCAUGCUUUAGUUCUCAUGUUUGCAAGACUGAGCGCGUGCCAGAGGGAGGCAAAGCUACCCGGACGUGCACCACAUGAGGGUGCUUCCCCUUCCCGGAUUUGCUGCUCUGCUUUCUUGAUGCCACUGCAGGAUGCCGGUGUGAGCUCGGGCGGAUGGAGCAGCUCUGGAGCCAUGGAGCGGGGCCGCGGGCUGAGCCAGGCGCACAGCGAUGGAUGUGGGAGGCUGCGGUCUGCCCCGUUAGCCGCGCCUCUCUGCAGACUGCUUUAUUUAUAGUGAGUGACACUGUUUUAAGUGUUUGUCUUCCAUUUGUUGUAUUUUAUUUUAAAAUGUGUCUGAGCUCUGCCUUCGCUGUAUGGGUUCGGUGCAUUCUUCCACCUCCGUGUGCCCAACUCCGAACCUCCCGCUGGUCCCACUCCGCUCCAUGGGAGCCCUCCACCUUCAGGCUGCGUGCACAGCCCCGCUCCUCCCCCUGCUCUGCUUUGUCCACCCAAACCCCAUCCUUCCCCGUGGCUUUGGCAGCGCUCCUUCCCUUCCCAGAACCAGCAGCGAGCUCUGCUGGGCUCCAGGCGCCUUGCAGCUCCCUGCUUUCCCCAAGCACCGAGUUUAACAACCCUGUGUGCGUCAGCCCCUUUCUCCCCAUCUUUGGGCUUUUAGAGAAAAAACAAAUGGACAAACCUCUCUGUGUUCCUCCGUGUACCUCUGAGCGCAUCACUGCUGCGUUCUGCCCCGCGCUGAGCUCCAGAUGCGUGCUUGUUGGCAUGUGGGUAAAUACACUCUAUUUUCUGAAGAAGAUGUAAUAUUUCUUUGGAAAUUGCACAUGUGUUGGAAUGAUGUAGUUGCUGCGUGUUGGUUUUUUGUUGUUGUUGUUGUUUUUGGUGGUUUGAUAAAUAUUAAAGUGAAUGCUGCUGCUCGA